Molecule: messenger RNA, 564 nt
Organism: Protopolystoma xenopodis
Lineage: Eukaryota; Metazoa; Platyhelminthes; Monogenea; Polystomatidea; Polystomatidae
Source: the annotation of a GenBank genome assembly
AUGAAUCGGGAGAUUCUUCGAAUGUUGCGUAACACGCGUUCUGUUGAGGGUUCAUCAGAGGAGGCCAGAAAUGCGUUAGCGGAUGAGAGUGAGACGGCGAUAAGAUGUUUGCCUGAAAUCAAACAGGACAAGAGUUCAGACAAAGCAUUUCUGGGCGUUGUCUUGCCUAAGAGACAGGCCAAACGGGAUGUAGAAGACAUUUCUGACGGCAGAGAGAAUGGCACCUCACGGACGAGGGUGAAGAGAGUCAGAUUGUUGACAGAACCGAGUGCGCCACAAUUGUCCACCGGUGAAAGGAGUGAGUUAUCAAUGGGCAACGACAACACUCAGGCGCUCAAGUCAUCAAGACUCUCAAGCUCAUCCGCCGGCUGCACAGGCGAGGAGGAGGCCAAAGGUCAAUGCAUCUGCUCGCCGGAACAGAUGCAAAGACUGAUGACGUUGACGCAGUCCAGGGAGUGGGGAAUAGCGGAUCAGAUGCUGAGGGCGGUGAGACGCGACAACAUGGAGGGCCAAAUUGCUCGACAGGAGCUGCCAUGCGACGAGGUGAAUUCACCUCCGACAUAA